UCCUCCCCCUCUCCUCCCCCUCUCCUCCUCCAGGGGAAGCGCGCUCUGCCAGAGCAGGCGGAGUCGGAAACGCGCAGCAGCGUCGGUCCGUCGUGUCUGCGGCUCCGCGGAUUCUCUCGCCUCCCUCUCGGCUGUCGGAUCCUCCGGGGAACGGCUUCUUCUUCCAGCCCGCGGGAAAGCGGCGGAUCUUCGGCCUCACGGACGGACGGACCCGGCGGGCAGCGCGGCGGGGACAUACCCGGCUCGGCUCGGCUCGCUUCCUCCUCCUCCCCCGGUGCGGUGGAAAAACCCGGACGGAGGCCCGCAGUGUGCGCUCAGCCUCCCGCAGGCCUCCGGCCCGGACUCCCGCUUUUCUCCCGGAAAAUGGACGGAUUCACCGGCAGUUUAGAUGACAGUAUGUCCGGAGCGAGUGUCUCAGAUGUCAACGAUCGUCUCUCUGCUCUGGAGCUCCGUGUCCAGCAGCAGGAGGAUGAGUUGACGGUAAUGAAAGCUGCUCUCGCCGACGUCCUGCGGCGUCUCGCUGCCACUGAAGACUCCGCUGCCUCCACGACCAAAAAACAGCAAGGAGGGAAAGGUGGUGCUGCUCUGCGUGAAGCCUACUCGAUGUCCUGUAUCGCUAACGGGGGAACAUCUGGACGAAAGAGAGACUCCACAUCUGUCACCAGGAAGGAGACGUUGUCAUCCGCCGCCAAGAGUGGAGCAGACAGGAAAAAGGAGGUCAGCAGCCAGCGGUCUCAGAUGGAGGAGAUCCGGGAGCGUGAGGAACCACCUCACCCAAAGGACUCGUCCCCCUCUCCCUCCUCCCCCCACCCUCCCCAGACCUCUCAGACCCCCCAGCCACAGAGACCGACCCAGUCCGCAGACAGCAGUAAAGGCCACGCCCCUCCGAAAAGGGGACCCAGUGUGAAGCGGUCCUCAGGUAUGGAGCGUUCUCAGAGCAGCACCUGGGAGAGUUCAGAGGAAAACAGGAACAAACUGGUGAAAGCUGCAUCCACCUCCAAGCUGCUGGCCAAGGUGGUCAAGAACGCUGAGAGGCACAAAGACCCAGUGGUCAGUCAAGCCAAAAUGUCGACCCGAGAGAAAAACAGCCAAGCUGAGGGGAACCUCAUCAAGAUGUUCAUGCGUGGUCGACCAAUCACCAUGUUCAUCCCGUCAGACGUGGAGAGCUACGUCGACGUUCGGACAGAACUUCCUCCAGAGAGACUGAAGCUGGAGUGGGUGUACGGUUACCGUGGCCGCGACUGCAGAGCGAACGUCUACCUCCUUCCAACUGGAGAGAUUGUUUACUUCAUCGCCUCCGUCGUGGUUCUGUUCAACUACGAGGAGCGGACUCAGAGACAUUACCUCGGACACACCGACUGUGUCAAGUGUCUGGCCAUCCAUCCUGAUAAGAUCCGGAUCGCUACGGGACAGAUCGCCGGCGUGGACAAAGACGGACGGGCGCUGCAGCCUCACGUUCGUAUCUGGGACAGCGUCAGUCUGUCGACUCUGCAGGUCAUCGGUUUGGGAACGUUCGAGCGAGGCGUCGGCUCCCUGGCUUUCUCCAAAGCUGACUCUGGUCAGCACCUCAGUGUGAUUGACGACUGUAACGAUCACAUGUUGACAGUUUGGGAUUGGCAGAAGAAAUCAAAGAUCGCUGAAAUCAAGACCACUAACGAGGUGGUCCUGGCCGUGGAGUUCCACCCCACCGACCCGAACACCAUCGUCACCUGCGGAAAGUCCCACAUCUUCUUCUGGACCUGGACCGGGACCUCACUGGCUCGUAAACAGGGAAUCUUUGGGAAAUACGAGAAGCCGAAGUUCAUCCAGUGUCUGGCCUUCCUGAGCACUGGAGACAUCCUGACCGGAGACUCUGGAGGAAUCCUGCUGGUCUGGACCAGGAGCUCCGCUGAGACACCCACUGGGAAGGGACCCAGAGCGUUUCAGAUCAGUCGGCAGGUCAAAGGUCAUGAGGGCAGUGUUUUCUGUAUGUGUGAGAUGAGGAGCGGCACUCUGCUGACCGGAGGAGGGAAAGACCGGAAAAUUAUCCUGUGGGACCACGAGCUGAGAGCUGACCGAGACAUCGAGGUACCGGAUCAGUACGGAACCAUCAGAGCGGUGUCCGAGGGGAAGGGGGAAGAGUUUCUGGUCGGGACGUCUCGUAACUUCAUCUUGAGAGGAACCUUCAACGACGGCUUCCUCGUGGAGGUCCAGGGUCACACAGACGAGCUGUGGGGGCUGGCGUCUCACCCGUCCAGAGGGAUGUUCCUGACGUGCGCUCAGGACCGGCUGGUCUGCCUCUGGAACUCGGUGGAUCACAGUCUGCAGUGGAGCCGCUCGGUCGAGGAACAUGGACACUGUGCAGACUUCCAUCCCAGUGGAGCUGUGGUCGCCAUAGGAACGCACUCGGGAAAGUGGUACGUUCUGGAUGCGGAGACCACAGACCUGGUGGCGAUCCACACUGACGGUAACGAGCAGCUGUCAGUGAUGCGUUUCUCUGUAGAUGGAAGUCUGCUGGCUGUUGGAUCUCAUGAUAACUUCAUAUACCUCUACACUGUCUCAGAGAGAGGACGAAAGUACAGCCGCUACGGGAAGUGCACAGGACAUUCCAGCUACAUCACACACCUGGACUGGUCACCUGACAACAACUUCAUCAUGUCCAACUCUGGAGACUACGAGAUCCUCUACUGGGACGUUCCGAACGGCUGUAAACUGAUCAGAAACCGUUCAGAGUGUAAAGACAUCGACUGGGCGACGUACACCUGCGUACUGGGAUACCACGUAUUUGGUGUGUGGCCGGAGGGUUCAGACGGCACCGACAUCAACGCUCUGAUCAGAUCUCACAACAGGAAGGUGAUCGCUCUGGCUGACGACUUCUGUAAAGUUCACCUGUUUGCCUACCCAUGCUCCACGCCCAAGGCUCCGAGCCAUAAGUACAGCGCCCACAGCAGUCAUGUGACCAAUGUCAGCUUCCUGUAUAACGACAGUCACCUGGUCUCGACGGGGGGGAAGGACACCAGCAUCAUGCAGUGGCGUUUGGUGGAGAAAUCUUCGCUCUCUCUCACCGACGGCCUCCUCUCUAACUCCGCCCCCCGCCGAGCGGACCCCACCUUCCACCCAGCCCCUCCCACCGUAGCCACGCCCGCACAGGAACCCGUCCCUCCCCCGACAGCCAACGGGACCCAAGAGGAACCCUCUCCAGAAACUCCGCCCCCACUAGAGCUAGCCCCGCCAGCCUCUGAGUUAACCCCGCCCCACUCAGAGUCGACUCCGCCCCCCUCGGACAGCACAGUGAGCCUGAAGGACAGCCUGGAGCCGAGCGACGACACGGCCACACCCAGUGAUGAGGGGCUGCCCCCCCUCACGCCCCCCUCAUAGACAGAGAGUCCCUGUGUGUGUGAGUGUUGUGGUACAGCUAUCUUUGUGAGGACCAGGCUGAGCUACACACCUUCUGAGGACAACUUCAGAAGGUGUGUAGCAACUUCAUCAUAGCUAUUUAUAAGAGGAUAUUUUUACAAGGUGGGGACAUUUUCCUCACUUUGUAUCAGACAUGUCAAAUGGGCCUCAGUAAGGGUUAACACAAACAUAUAUGAACAGACAGAUGAUUCAGUGUGACCUCACUUCCUGAGGAUAUCAUUAUUUCUAAUGUCCCUCCAGAAUAAAAGUCCACAAUCCAGUUAGAGAGAGAAAAAAAAAAGAGGCUGCAGAAGUUCAUUCAGAAUCCUUCUGUUUUUAAGUUUCCUUCAGUAUCACAGUGAUCCAGACAGUUGUCUGAACACCCAUGAUGCAUUGCAAACAUCAGCUGAGCUCAGCUGAUUCGGCUGCUGUUAAUGGGGCAGUUUGCCAGUGGUUAUAGUGUAACGUUAGUGUUGGUGGGGGGGGGGGGGG
Messenger RNA from Seriola aureovittata, 3867 nucleotides. RefSeq names its product echinoderm microtubule-associated protein-like 4 (gene eml4). Gene Ontology annotation, molecular function: microtubule binding. The record is from RefSeq and is a predicted model, not a curated record. Gene Ontology annotation, cellular component: mitotic spindle. NCBI's taxonomy places the organism in Eukaryota, Metazoa, Chordata, Actinopteri, Carangiformes, Carangidae. Bases 364 to 3357 code for a protein of 997 amino acids. Gene Ontology annotation, biological process: microtubule cytoskeleton organization. The transcript has 24 exons.